This is a messenger RNA of Monascus purpureus, 1078 nucleotides long. Lineage: Eukaryota; Fungi; Ascomycota; Eurotiomycetes; Eurotiales; Aspergillaceae. The record is from the annotation of a GenBank genome assembly.
GGCAUAUCGUAGCUCUCAUCUGCCGCACAUCUGCCAAUUCCAAUGAACCGUUUCUGAUUGGCCCGGUCAGUACAGCUCUGACGUCGGAGUUGUUUUUAUUAUUUUGGAGUGAUCAGUCUCCAAGCUUUUUUUUUAACCAGUCUCCUCUGCCCGUUUGAAAUGCAUCCAAUUUCAUGAAGAUCGAUAUCCUGAAUCGUUCGUCCCGUUGAACGAAGAGCGACGACCUGCAAAAAUGCACACUCCAUCCCCCCAGCUUCUCCGUGCUCUGCGCACAUCCAUAACAUCCUCUACCCUCCACCGAACAAUCGCGCCACAAGUACCAUCAACCUCAUUAAUCGCAGGAGCUGUACAAUUAUCACCAUCAAAAUGUGUUCCUCCCCACCGCAACAACAGCAACAUGACCCGUCCAGCGCGCAUGAUCCCACGCGCUCACACCAACAAACCAACCACCCAUGACCGCGGCCCAAGAUCGUCAGAGCAGACGCAGACUGAUUUUGCCUGUCUCGAUGUCCUGGGUAAUGUACCUGCGCCGACAACGGCUAUUGAUGCCUGUCUGGAUGAUGGAUUUCACCUGGAUAACGGGGUAAAAGUCACGGGCGGCGACGGAGUCUUGCUGGUUGGCGGGGAGGCAUUUGCGUGGCGGCCUUGGAGGACCAUUGCUGCUGGUAGCGAUAAUAGUAAUAGCGAUUCAAAGACAGCCAUGGUAAACGCUAAGGGUCAAUUCGAGGUUGAUGAACAGGCUUGGGGGCUGUUGGGUUUGGUGUGGCCUCGGCCUGACCUCCUGAUUCUGGGAAUGGGUGCUUCAAUGCUACCCCUCUCCCCCGAGACGAAACGGCAGAUUAAUUCGCUCGGCAUUCGGGUUGAAGUGCAGGAUACUAGGAAUGCGGCUGCUCAGUUCAACCUGUUGGCUACCGAGAGGGGCGUUUCGGAGGUUGCUGCUGCGCUCAUUCCAACCGGGUGGAGGGGGCGAUAGAAUAGUUUCGUUCGCUGUGGAAAUGUAUAUGUACAUGAUAAUUUAUUGGUAUCUUCGCGUACACGCUACGGGCAUAGGGGAGCAAGGUAGAAAUUGCGUAAUGAG